Molecule: messenger RNA, 1752 nt
Organism: Serpula lacrymans var. lacrymans S7.9
Lineage: Eukaryota; Fungi; Basidiomycota; Agaricomycetes; Boletales; Serpulaceae
Exons: 9
Coding region: 1-1170 (389 amino acids)
Biological process (GO): macroautophagy
Cellular component (GO): endoplasmic reticulum
Source: RefSeq, a predicted model, not a curated record
AUGUCGAGACCAGCAAUACGUCCAAAGGCCGUCCCAUCCGACUACUACCCUUCUUCUAGGUCUUUAUACCCAACAUUCCUGUCUCUUUCAGACACCCUCAAGCUACAAUCGCUGCAUGCAUGGAAAGGUUUGGUGGCGGCUUUCAGAUGGGACAUCGUCGUCACGACUGUAAGAAGCGACCCUGAGAUCCGUUCUAAUGUCUUGAAAUCUCUUCUUCUUAAUACCGUUUCCUUGACUUCAAUAUACAUGUUCGACCUGCUCCUUCAUCCUCUCUUACGCGACCAUCCAAGCUGGCUACAUCGCAAUGUUGGGUGGUUCUACCAGAUUCUUUGGCUGCUUCCGGUAGUGGGUGCAUCGUUAUAUCUAAAUGGCUCGUGGUGCAAUCUCAUUGCAAAGCGCACUCUUGUUCUUCAGCACGGAACUCGUGCCGCGCAGCAGCAGCCCGUCUCGUACAAUGGCCUGCUUAACACGCUGGCCACCUCCGCGUACCGAGCAGUAAUGGUCUUUACCUCUGUCGUCGUAUCGUUUGCUAUUGGAUCCGUGCCAUAUCUCGGACAGUUUGCAAGUUUCGCAUUCAUGUGUUGGGUCGACGCUUAUUAUUGCUUCGAAUUUAUUUGGGUUGCCCGUGGGUUAUCGCUCUCACGACGAGUGCGACAUCUCGAAGAACGAUGGGCUUUCUAUUUUGCGUUUGGCCUCCCCUCCGCCGCAAUCUGUACAUGGGGCAGCGGACUAGCCAACGCGGCGCUUUUCGCCCUCAUGUUUCCCGCUUUCAUCAUCAUGGCCAUGCAUGCCCGUCCAGUGCCACAAGAUCCCUACAACCCAACGUCAGCCGCGCGCGACUCGCCUGACGCGACACGCUACCCGUCACCACUCGUUCCCAUCCGCAUUCCUAUCUUUUCAGUAGUUAUAUGGCUCAACGAUCUGAUCGUGAGAGUUCUGAGCGUGGGUGGGGGAAGCGGUGCGAAGGCUGCAAAGGGCCAUAGGAGUGCCUUGAGUGAUGGAGCCGAACAAGCGGAGGAGGGUGCAGGGAUCGAGCUAAGUCCAGUCAAGGAGACUAUAAGAGCUCCCACCGCUCCCAAGCGAUCUACAACGGCUACUAGGUAUGAUACCCGGAGUGUUAGUAGUAGUGCUACACGGGCAUUAAACAAUGCACGACGGAAAUUGGAUUAGGAAGGUCCAUCGCCAAGGAUGACGGAUUGACUCUGCACAUGUUUCUUAACUCUAUCUCAACUCUAUCAUACAGCUUUCACUUGUUCAGUAACCCCUCCUUUUGAUUAAUGGAUGGAUAACGUGUAUAUUUAUUUAGGUUUUAUGAUAUCUCUGGUUCGUGUGUAGCGGUGGUGUUCCCCCGAGCCCGAGCCCGAACGUGAGCCCGAGACAGCUGUCGCCCGAGGGUACAAUGAAACUACACGCGGUAGUGCCAAGGCCCGCAAUCUCCCAUCCGCCGAGAAAAGAAUGAGAAGGCCCAUCAGAAAGGAUGACAGCUUUUUCUCAAAUAGAAGUAGUAAAAGCAGUACCACUCAACCGAAGCCUGCCCACUCGAUAGAGAAAAACUCUACUUCUUUCUUUUCGUCAUCCCAUUGACACAACAGGUGUGCCUUUUUAGUACCAGUCCCGAGUCGACCGUGAGCGACUAUUUCCAUGGGACGGAGGACAGCAGUUGAGGAUUCUAUGACUGUUGCGACGAAGUGUGAAUGAUAUCGCAGUGGGUCACCGAUAAACCAAGAAAUCACCGCCGAAUUUAAUCCCCCC